This is a messenger RNA of Notolabrus celidotus (New Zealand spotty), 3731 nucleotides long. RefSeq names its product connexin 43 (gene cx43). NCBI's taxonomy places the organism in Eukaryota, Metazoa, Chordata, Actinopteri, Labriformes, Labridae. The transcript has 2 exons. Gene Ontology annotation, molecular function: transmembrane transporter activity. Gene Ontology annotation, cellular component: connexin complex. Gene Ontology annotation, biological process: cell-cell signaling; heart development. The coding region runs from base 280 to 1446 and encodes 388 amino acids. The record is from RefSeq and is a predicted model, not a curated record.
GUCCCCCCCUCCCCUCCCAGUCGGACGGACGGAUGGACAGGGGCUCCGGUCCGUGUUGACGUAGAGGUCAGGUGACCGCUUCCUCUGACGGGACUCUUAUAAGGAGCUUUGACAUGUUGAGCUCAGUUUCCCCCCAAACUUUGGAUUUCAACUUCAGCACAGAGAGAGAAAGAGAGAGAGUCCGUUCAGAGAGACGGAGACUGUCCCUGUGGACCAUCUUCUCCCUCUUUUCCUUCUUCUUCUUCUCCUCUCAAACUUUCCAGCUGACUCUCUCUGAGGAUGGGUGACUGGAGUGCUCUGGGUCGUCUUCUGGACAAGGUCCAGGCAUACUCCACAGCUGGGGGGAAGGUGUGGCUGUCGGUCCUCUUCAUCUUCAGGAUCCUGGUCCUGGGCACGGCGGUGGAGUCGGCCUGGGGAGACGAACAGUCGGCCUUCAAAUGCAACACCCAGCAGCCCGGUUGUGAAAACGUGUGCUACGACAAAUCCUUCCCCAUCUCGCAUGUCCGCUACUGGGUGCUACAGAUCAUCUUUGUGUCCACGCCCACCCUCCUUUACCUGGCCCACGUCUUCUACCUGAACAGGAAGGAGCAGAAGUUCAACAGGAAGGAGGAGGAGCUUAGAGCUGUGCAGAAUGAUGGAGGCGAUGUAGACAUCCCUCUGAAGAAACUUGAGAUGAAAAAGUUAAAAUAUGGCAUUGAGGAGCACGGCAAAGUGAAGAUGAAGGGCGCUCUGCUCAGAACCUACAUCUUCAGCAUCUUCUUCAAGUCCAUAUUCGAGGUGGGCUUCCUGGUGAUCCAGUGGUACAUGUACGGCUUCAGCCUGGCUGCUGUGUACACCUGUGAGCGGGCGCCCUGCCCCCACAGGGUGGACUGUUUCCUGUCCCGGCCCACGGAGAAGACGGUCUUCAUCAUCUUCAUGUUGGUGGUGUCUCUAGUAUCGCUGAUGCUUAACGUCAUUGAACUCUUCUACGUCUUCUUCAAGAGGAUCAAAGACCGCGUGAAGGGCAAACAGCCGCCCACCCUCUACCCCAGCGGGGGCACCUUGAGCCACACCGCUAAGGAACUGUCCACCGCCAAGUAUGCCUACUACAACGGCUGCUCCUCGCCCACCGCCCCGCUGUCACCCAUGUCUCCCCCGGGCUACAAGCUGGCCACUGGGGAGCGGGGAACCGGUUCGUGUCGUAAUUACAACAAGCAGGCCAAUGAGCAGAACUGGGCCAACUACUCCACGGAGCAGAACCGGCUCGGUCAGAACGGCGGAGGAAGCACAAUUUCAAACUCCCACGCACAGGCCUUUGACUUUCCCGACGACACCGUCGAGCACAAGAAAAUGUCCUCGACGGCGGGACACGAGCUGCAGCCGCUGGCACUGAUGGACGCUCGGCCCUGCAGCCGGGCGAGCAGCCGCAUGAGCAGCCGGGCCAGACCAGACGAUCUGGACGUGUGAGUCCUCUUCGUCCUCCUCCCACCUCCACCUGGCUCAGCCUGAGAAUCAGGAAACACUCGUCGAAGAGGAGGAGGAGCUAACCUCGUUCACUGUCGUCAGCAUAGAGACUCUUAGUCGAUCAGAGAGACAUUAAAACCUAUAUGUAACACUGUCAAAGGUACAAGUUGCAAAUAUUUGUUCAAUGACUUUUACCGUAACACUUAGUGGAGCUAACCAGCUUUAAGAGAACACAACAGAUACAAGAGGGUUCAAGGGACUGACAGAAGCAGCCAUAGUCGGUUCAACAACAGAGGACCAUCCAGUUUGAGUGUGAAUGAAAGGUUCCUUUAACGGAAAGUUCUGUGUAGUUUCUAAUCCUCUGUCAUCUGGAGACAACGUUUUACUGACCACUGUCAGAGCUGAGACCUGAAUGAGAGGUGACAUAUAAAACAGGGGGCCUUCUUACUCGUGUCGUCUUAACAUCUGAGCAGGUCAAAUGUGUCCUCUGUGUUCAAACACAUUCCUUUGUAUCCCUGUUGUUCCCUGAGCAUGGUGCCUGUGCAGUAUACUAACACCUGAAAGAAGGGUCUAGGAGGGCGAGGAACAGGUUAGGUGCCUGACAACAUCACAGGCAGUUUUUCAUUAAAGAGUAAGAUCAAUUUAUCCACGUGGAGCAGUCGCACAACGCCCUUUUCAACAACAGCAGACUCCUCUUCAUGAUACACAGGAGCUGGUGAUGUACUGCUGCCUUUAGUGUUGGUUCAUUUGUGGGAAUUUGGUGUUUUGAUUGGUUUCUUCGUUGAUCCAUUCAACACAAAAAAUCCACCACUUGAGGCAGCGGUAGACCAACGACUCCUGCGAGGUGAACUCUGUGCUGUCUGGUGUCUCUGCAGAGAGCGACGUGACUGCUGUUUCAGGUUUAAAGGUGUCUCUGUGGGAUCCUCUCUGUCAUGUUGUCAGACACUUUCAUCAGAUCUGUGGAUUAUGUUGCAUCCAUCACAGCCUGAAAAAAAACUACUUUCUCUGCUUUUAGGAUCCUAAAGUUUGCAGAAAAGAGCCCAAGUUUAUGUUUUUAGAAUUCCUCUUUAAAGCUGUGUGUCUCUCAUGGAUGAAGCUGGUGAUAAAACAUCUUUAGAACCAUCAAGAGAAAUGGCUAAAAGUCUGAAAACCAUCAAAUCAAACCCAGAUAUUCAGAAGGUAGAAGAUGUUCUGGUUGAAGUGGAGUUGGAUGAAGUUGGCCACCCUUACGUUUUGUGUAAUUGAGCUGCAUUAAUGCUGUAUUUUCUUCUUUUUCACAUUAUUUUCUAAUCCCACUUCUCUGUUAAAUCCCAUUCGGGUCAAAUCAAAGACAGGAUUUCUUUUCAUGUGACGUUCAGUGAAAGUUUUUGGGAGAGUUCCCACUCAAAGUUGAGGAUUUACAGCCCGGCUUGUGUGGGACGCGCACCACUAAGAAUAAGAAUCGACUACUGUCCAGUAGAAAACAUUUGACAUUAACUCCCCACAAACUGUAUAUUUAUUGACAGUUUUUUAAAGUCAGUCAGUGAGGACUGGUGUUUCCUGAUAAACUUUGAAUUUAUGUGCUGUUCUGUUUCAUUUUGUGGUUGUAUUUUUGUUUUUUGAGGCGGGGGUGUGUGUGAGGGUCUGUUUGGGUCCCGUAAAGAAAGGCUUUAUUACUGUCAUUGAUUGGACAAGUGUGAUCUCCUUUUGUAUCUCGUCGGUGGUGAAGAGAAACAGUAGAAUGAUUUCUUGUUUUCAUAUUUGAGUGAAUGAUUUUUGUAGGAUGUUUUUCAGUCUCGAUGUAACCGUUGCUGCUUGAGAAGUAGAUAUUUAGUACUGUAAAUCAAGCUAACUGUGUCACGAUGAAAAUGUGAGUUUGUAGAAGACUGCGUAGAGAUCUGGACUAAUAUUUAGUCAGUUUUAAUAAUGCCAAUGUAGCUCCACAAAAACCAAACUUUAGAUAAAUCUCAACCCGGGCUUUUUUUUUUCAUUUUAUUGUACUUUUAUAAACAUGUGCAUCACCUUGUCGGUACUUACACGGAUCUUUCAGCUACGAUGGCGUUUGCACUGAGAUCUCGGUGAUAGAGAUGUAAUAUGAUGUUACUAAUUUAUUUUAUAACACAAUCACUACAGUGCAGACUAUCAGACAUCACACCACUGGUUCUUCUGGUUAUUCUUCCACUGACAGAACACACCAUGUAAAUCCACGGGGAUCCACUGUUGUACAGUGCAAGUGCAUGACAGCAGAACAACAACUCAUUCUUUGUAUCUGUGAAAAACAUUUUAACCAAUAAAUAUUUUCUGUCCUA